Otolemur garnettii (small-eared galago) is the source of this 4147-nucleotide messenger RNA. It is a transcript of the gene USP53, whose product is annotated as ubiquitin specific peptidase 53. The transcript has 14 exons. The record is from RefSeq and is a predicted model, not a curated record. Gene Ontology annotation, molecular function: cysteine-type deubiquitinase activity. Gene Ontology annotation, biological process: response to auditory stimulus; protein deubiquitination; sensory perception of sound. Gene Ontology annotation, cellular component: cell-cell junction. The coding region runs from base 200 to 3184 and encodes 994 amino acids. NCBI's taxonomy places the organism in Eukaryota, Metazoa, Chordata, Mammalia, Primates, Galagidae.
GUGGCAACUGGAUAUAUUCCGACGAAGCUUGCGGGUUCUCACUGGACAUAUUUGUCAGGGAGACGCCUGCAUAUUUUGUGCAUUGAAGACAAUAUUUGCCCAGUUUCAACACAGUCGGGAAAAAGCACUUCCCUCGGAUAACAUAAGGCAUGCUCUUGCAGAAAGCUUCAAAGACGAGCAGCGAUUUCAACUUGGCCUUAUGGAUGACGCUGCAGAGUGCUUCGAAAAUAUCCUGGAGCGGAUUCAUUUUCACAUAGUGCCAAGCAGAGAUGCAGACAUGUGUACCUCCAGGUCUUGUAUCACUCACCAGAAGUUUGCGAUGACUCUUUAUGAACAGUGCGUGUGUCGCAGCUGCGGAGCAUCGUCAGACCCUCUGCCUUUUACAGAAUUUGUGCGGUACAUUUCGACCACAGCCCUAUGCAAUGAAGUUGAAAGAAUGGUGGAAAGGCAUGAACGCUUUAAACCUGAAAUGUUUGCCGAAUUGCUACAAGCAGCAAAUACAACAGAUGACUAUAGGAAAUGUCCUAGUAACUGUGGCCAAAAAAUAAAAAUUCGCCGUGUUUUAAUGAAUUGCCCAGAGAUUGUCACAGUUGGUUUAGUCUGGGACUCGGAGCAUUCCGACUUGACUGAAGACGUUGUUCGAAAUCUAGCAACACAACUUUAUCUUCCUGGGCUUUUUUAUAGAGUUACUGAUGAAAAUGCCAAAAAUAGUGAACUUCACCUUGUUGGUGUGAUCUGCUAUACCAGCCGUCAUUAUUGUGCCUUUGCUUUUCAUACGAAAAGUUCCAAAUGGGUAUUUUUCGAUGAUGCAAAUGUGAAAGAGAUUGGAACUAGAUGGAAAGAUGUUGUCUCCAAGUGUAUCCGAUGCCACUUUCAGCCACUGCUUUUGUUUUACGCAAACCCAGAUGGCACAGCAGUUUCUACUGAAGACGCACUCAGGCAGGUUGUCAACUGGUCACAUUACAAGUCUGUUGCAGAAAAUAUGGGAUGUGAAAAGCCCACAGUUUCAAAGUUAGAUAAUUCAAAAGAAAAUGGAUUUGGUGACCAGGCAAAACAGAGAGAAAAUCAGAAAUUUCAAACCAGUACUAUUUCAUCAUUUAACCGGAGCCACGCUCAGACGAGUGGAGGCAGAGGACCAGUUAAAUUAAGUCAUAUUGAUCAAAGGGAAAAGAUAAAAGACAUUUCCAGAGAAUGUGCUCUAAAAGCUAUUGAACAGAAAAACUUACUUUCUUCACAAAGGAAAGAUUUAGAGAAGGGACAAAGAAAAGAUUUAGGCCGACAUAGAGAAUUGGUUGAAGAAGAUCUUUCACAUUUCCAGUCUGGAUCACCUCCUGCCACAAACGGCUUUAGACAACAUGGGAAUCCACAUCUGUAUCAUAGUCAAGGAAAAGGACCAUGUAAACAUGACCGAGUGACCUGCCAGAGUCGAGCUUCUGCACAAGUAAGUUCAAGUAAAUCCCAGGUUCUUGUUCCAGGAGAGAAAAUAACCGGCAAAGUGAGGAGUGACAGUGGCCCUGGAUAUGAUACAGAUGGCAGCCAAGAUUCUAGGGAUAAAGGAAGCAGCUGUCAUAGCAGCAGUAAAAGUCGGAACCGAGGUUGGAAACCUAUGAGAGAAACAUUAAAUGUUGACAGUAUUUUUAAUGAAAGUGAAAAAAGACAGCAUAGUCCAAGACAUAAAUCAAGCAUUGGUAACAAACCUAAAGGGAGCAAAGAUCAGAGUUUCAAUAAUUGGCCAAAAGAGAAUCCAAAGCAAAAAGGCUUAAUGACCAUCUAUGAAGAUGAAACAAAGCAGGAAGUAGGAAGCAGAAGUUCCCUGGAAUCUAAUGGAAAAGGGACAGAGAAAAAUAAAGGCCUCGCGGACAGCAAAGUUUAUGGUGAUAACUGGCAGAUGCAAAGGACGGAGUCUGGAUACGAAAGCAGCGAUCACAUCAGUAAUGGAUCUGCUAAUUUGGACUCCCCUGUUAUCGACGGAAAUGGCACAGCAGUGGAGAUCAGUGGUGUUAAAGAAACAGUAUUCUUCAGUGACCAGAUUAAGACAAACAGCCUGAAACAUGAAGGUGUGGACUGUAACUCUCUUCAGAGCAAAAACCACUUAGAAGGCUUUAGAAAAGAACUUAAGAAUUGGGAAGCAGGCUAUAAAUCUCAUGAGUUCCACCCAGAAUCACAUCUCCAAAUAAAAAAUAGUUUGAUAAAAAGGUCACAUGUUCAUGAAACCAAUGGAAAGUUACUUCCUCCACCCAGUCCACAAACACUCAAGGACCAUAGUGCAAGAGAAACUAUCCAUCAGGCAGAUGAACAGAAGGCUGAUAAAACAGAUGAAUGCAGAUUUUCUGAGAGGCUUAAUAUAGAAAAUUCUGAGAGAAGAGGUUUGCCUUUUCAUGGUGAUAACUCUGCUUCUGGGAAGAGAGUGAACAGCAGUGAAAUAGUCUUACCAUCUUCAUUGCGGUCUUCACACAUGAGAACUGUUGGGUUAAAGCCAGAAAUUGCCCCCCUCUUCCAGCAACAAAAUAUGAUGGAACAAUGUUACUCUGAGAACUCUCAGUCCAAGGAACAUACAGUUCAGCCAACCUGCAGAUCUGAUGGGUGUCAGAUGCCAAAACCUUUUUGCCAGAAUCUACCACCCCCGUUGCCACCAAAGAAAUAUGCUGUAACUAGUGUGCUACAGUCAGAGAAAAAUGAAUCUACAGCUGAUGUCAAUCUUACAGAGGUGUUUCAAGCUAAUUCUUCUAGCCUUCCGAAGCACAGUUUAAGUAUAGCUUCAGAACCAAAUUUAGAAAUGAGUACAUAUGUGAAUGAUGAAAGGCGGAAAGGAACAUUUCAAGUGAAAGAAUGUGUUGAUAACACAUCAGACUACCCAUCCAGCUCUUCAGCUAAUGAUUUUCAGGCAAACUCAGGUGCAAUUAUUGAUGCAUGUUGCCAACCAGAACUAGACUCUAGUUCUCCCAGUACAAAUGAGACAAUAUCAUUAACCACCUAUUUUUCAGUUGAUAGCUGCAUGACUGACACAUACAGAUUGAAGUAUCAUCAGAGACCUAAGCUCUGUUUUCCAGAAAGCAGCGGCUUUUGUAAUGAUAAUUCAGUAUCUCAGAGUGACAGAGAGGUAGGGCCUGUGUUACAUAAUAGUCUUGGUUCAGGCUAUCCUUCUGAGCAAAGAUGUAAACCUAGCAUACACUGUAAUAGAUAAAUGAUGGAACUGACAAGUUUAUACUUCUCAGAGGCCAUUUAAAGGAACUUACUGACCAAACCUAGUGAUAGAAAAUCAAAACAGAUAGCAUUUUUAAAGUCAUCGAUCAAUUUAUGUGUGUGUAUGUAUAAUUUAUAUAAAGUUUUAUGCUGAUCAGUUUAUUGGUAUUUUAGAAGUCCCUUUGAAUAGUCUUAGCAUGCCUUGAAAAAUAAAAAACCGGGGUACAUAACAAUUCAUUUGCUAUAUGCUACGGUUGAAUAAAAAUUAAAUUUGUCCCUCUGUUGUGUGGCUACUAACCAGUAUUAAAUAAACCAGUACAUGUGUAUAGAUUGUAAACUAUGCUAAUGGAAAAAUACCAAGUGAUACAUAGUUUAGUCAAAGAACUAUUUGUUUUAUGAAGACGCACUUUCUAAUGGGGAACCAACAGGGUUCCACCCAUUUAUUUCUGACUUCUGUGAUAGUCUGCUAUGUAUGAUUCCACUAAGUGUCUUUAAAAAAAAAAAAAUGAUCCUUGAAUUUGAUAGCAUUUGGGAAAAAAAUGCCUUAAUGAUUAAGUUUUUCAAUUAAAUCUCCAAAGUCAGAUUGAAUUUAACUUUGCUCCUAGUUAACAUGAAUUAGGCCUUUGACUAUUAUGAGUCCAUAAAUACUACUCAGCUGUGUAAGCUAAAAAAAUGCUUAAACUUUGUUGUAUUUAUUUAUCUUGUUACUUUUUUUAAAAUUUUAUAUGAAAUGUGAAUGGUUUUUAUUUUGUUUUACGUUGGGCUGCUAACAACCAGUGUUAGGAAUUAACCUAGGGCCCUCUUAUUGGAAAUGUCACUGUAACUGCCUCUGUUUUCUCUGCUAUAAUCUUGUCAACCCAUUGUGCUGAUUUUCACAUUUUUGAAUCUGAAAAUCUAUUUAGGUUUCCAGAUGAAAUUUCUGCCUUUCACAUAGGUUUAAUUUUAAUUAAGCCUUUAAUGUUAA